AUGUCUGAACCAUGCGCUGUGAAGGACUGUCAACGUACUUCUAGAGCCUUAUGUCAUUGUUGCGAUCAAAAUCUAUGUCGUAUCCAUUUAAAUGAACAUGAUGAUUUAUUAAAUAGUCAAUUAAACCCAUUCGCUGAUGAACUUAAUCAACUUCAUGAGCAACUUAAUCAUAUUAAUGUAAAAACUUUACUUGACAAUACUUCUGAAAAAUUAGAACAUUGGCGUAUUAGUUCCCAUCGGCUAAUAGACGAAUAUUUUAAUGAAAAAAAACAAAGAUUUGAUGAUUAUGUAAAUAUAAAAAUACACAAACAAUUAGAAGAAAUUAAUCAAUUAAGAGGAACAAUUAAUCAACUCGUUCAAAAACAAGAUACGACUAUCGACGAUCUUAAGUUGAUAUCAUCGUCUAUACAAUCUGUUCGAAGAGAAAUCACUCAACUAGAAUAUAAAUCUUUUGAACUUAAUAUUAAUCCUUUAACGAUCGAUGAUAAAUUAAUUCAAAUAGAAGAAAAUUCUUUCAAAGUUGAUUUUAACUUAAACACUUUAACACCUCCAUCGCAUGUAAUUGAUCGUUCUCCUGAAAGUCCAAAACCUAUUACAUCUAAUAAUAGAGUUAUAUUAAUGCAUCAUGAUAAUCGACUAUGUUUAUUAGAUAAAAAUUUAAUAAUUACAAAAUCUAUCGAUUGGUCUUUCGGUUGGAUAUGGGACAUGUGUUGGUCAUCGACAUUAUCUCGUUUUUUUAUUAUAACUCUUAAUGAAAUCUUUAUACUGGAUGAAAAUACAAUGAUAAUGGAUCGUGUAGUAACAAAAGAAAAGUAUUCGUUAUGUUCAUGUACAUGUUCGGAUACAUCACUAUAUAUAACAACAAAUGAAUUAGGUUCAUCUAUAUGUGAAUUUCGCCUAAUACCAACUAUUGAAUUAAUUAACCGAUGGCAACCUUCAGAUUUAUGUCAAAUAAAUGAAAUUAUUCAAGAUAUGGUUUUUCAUAAAGGGACAGUUGCAUUUAUUAUUGAAAAUCAAACGAAACAUACGAAACGUAUGGAACUUCGUUUAGCACAAACAUUUGAGGAACUAUGGUCUAUACAAUUUGAUAUUGUUGAUCCACUACAUAAUGCAUUUCGUUUAUGUUUAUUUAAUUUUGACGAAUGGAUAGUAAUUGACUGGAAAACAUCACAACUUUUUUACAUUACAAAAAAUGGGCAAAUCAAAUCAACGUGUGUCUACGAUCCAGUACCAUAUCGUUGUUGUCAAUUUGGAUCAGAUAUGCUGGCUAUAUCAACUAAAAAUAGUAUUAACUUUCACAAAAUCUAA
This is a messenger RNA of Adineta steineri, 1308 nucleotides long. The record is from the annotation of a GenBank genome assembly. Lineage: Eukaryota; Metazoa; Rotifera; Eurotatoria; Adinetida; Adinetidae.